Molecule: messenger RNA, 3501 nt
Organism: Scylla paramamosain (green mud crab)
Lineage: Eukaryota; Metazoa; Arthropoda; Malacostraca; Decapoda; Portunidae
Exons: 3
Coding region: 848-1252 (134 amino acids)
Source: RefSeq, a predicted model, not a curated record
UUCGCAAAGGGGGUGGAAGGGAAAGUUAAGGAAAAUAUGGUGAGAGGAAGAGAAAUAUCGAAGGGAGAUGAGGAAAUGGGUGUAAACUGAAAGAGGAGAACCGAGUGGGAGAAUAGGAGGAAGAGAAGAAUAAACAGAGAGAGAAAGUAACACAGACCACAAACUUGAUCAUUUUUUUGUCCCUUGCUAAAAAGAAAAUGAAAAGAGUGACAGAGACAGACUCAAGUUAUUAUUGCGGUGCUAAUGGACUUGUCUUCUCUUUUGUGUGACAGAGAUUUGCAGAGAAAAGUUUGCGCGUUUUCUUCUUUCCAGGAGAAUAAAAAAAAAGAAGUGAAAGAGGAAAAAGGAGUUGAAACACUAAUUUUUAAACUUCCAAAAACAUAUUAGCUAUUUUAUUUCACAUUGUAAGAGGUGAACUGCCCAAGGAAAUGAGGUAGUUCAAGAAAAAAAAAUUGUUUGCAUUUUAUAAUCACAUCUAGAAAACAGAAAACUUAAAUUUGAAGAAAAAAAAAUCCUCUUAAAUUUUGGAGUGAUAAAAAAAGAAAAACAACUAUAAAAUUUGAACACGAAGAGUUACAAGAGGAAAAAAAAAAAUAGAAAGAAAUAGAAACCUGACACUCCAGUAUAUCCAACGAACAAUAUUUUCCUACGACGCAAAAAGAAGAACUGCCAAGAAAUCACAGGAAAAGAAAAACACCACGAGGAUACGAAGAUAAGCAAACCCACACCCAACAACCUUAACAUAUUUUUCUGCACGCGAGUCACCACCACAACCGCCACCACGUCUACCACAACCAUCAUCACGUCCACCACCACCAGCCCCUCCGCCGCCACGCCCGCCCCCACCAUGCACAAGAAGCGUGGGUGGCGGGCGUUCCUUACCAAGCUGCCCGUGCUGGCGCUGCGGCUCGCCAAGGUGCCACGGGUCCACCCCACGCUGCGGGUGCCCAGGCUGCCCGCGGGGUUCGUCCAUCUGAUAAAACCCGGAGUCAAGUAUGAGAAGCUGUAUGACCGCAUCCACAGCGCCUCGGUAUCUCCAGGGCGCGGGGGCGUGGCUCAGGACGCGGUGGAGAUCGCCAGGGACGUGGUGGAUCUCAUGAGGGACUACGAUGACGCCAUGAUUCCAGAGGUGGAUGAAUUGCGAGACCUCCUGAGUGAGCCGCAUAUUCGGAGCGAGACGCAUACAGACAAGGUAUUCAACAAGGAAGGAAGUGCAGGUGGUGUUUACCCAUCCCAUGCGCCAUGCUGCUGAGACACCCCUUCCUAUAACGACAUGCAAAACCCGGUGGUGCUUAAGCCUUGUAAUAAUCCCGAGGAGGCGGCACACGGCUUCUUACUACCCCUCACUUGUGCCGUGGAGACGCUUCCUUAAUUCCACAACACGUAGAUGCUCCUUAAUAUUACUCCCGAUGGCUCCUCGUCUAUUCAUUUUGAUCUGGAAAUAAUUAAAUCCGGAAGUCCAGGAAGCCGUGCCCUCCACUCCUUAGGGAACGAGCUGCUGGAAACUGGUAACUGGAAGCGUGUCCAGGAAUAGUUUUUCUUCAUGAUAUUUGGAUCCGUGCCUCCAAUCCUUUUCACUAAGGUAUGCAACAACUUACAACAUUAAAAGAGCUGUACAAAACACUUUAAGACACCUAUAUGGAAAAAAUAUGAUUAAAAGAGUAGAUUUUCCUAUUUCUAGUCAUCAUAACGUUCUAAGGAGGCCUUGGAACAAAAGUGUUUCCGAGUGGAAUGUGAGUCAAGAACAGUGCGUCGAAUGGCAAUGGAAGAGUUAAUCGAGCGACAGAAGUGUGGAUUCUCGUGAUACCUUGUGCGAAGCUUGCAUUUCACACCUGCAUAGUAGCCAGGUGUUCCUUAUUUGUUAUUAUGAAGCUCUUAAGUCACCUGGAGGGAAAAGAAAAUGAUCGAUACUUAUAUUCCAUCACUAAUCGAUCGACAGAUAUAAAAAUAUGUAAUUUAUCUAGACCCAUUUAGUGCAAGGAUGUUAUUUGGUGUGGUAUGUAUUAUAUUGAAUUGAGUUUAUAUAUGUUGAAUUAUGUUUCGGAGCAUUACGUUGUAAAGUUUUAAUUGAUGUUCUAACUUGUAAAAAAAAAAAAAAGUUGAAUAUUUGUGUACCAUACUUGAAGCAGUGAUCAAUAAACUCUUGCUUACUUGCCAUGGAGAGACUGAGAACUAUGUGUCAACUUAUUCUACACCCAGCCAGUCUGUUCCAUAUUAAUCACCACGAGCUUCUUAUACGCUGCCUGAUGGGAAAAAUUGGCUCGGAAUACUUGAAGACUUGCCAGGCAGCAUUUUCUUCCCCUCCACGUCAUGGUCCGGCCCGCAGUCCACGUCCCUUAUCGGCUCGGGACUCACGCCGCCGCCGCCGCUGCAUCUUUCCCUCCCCUCCUUGAAAAUUAAUGAACCCUCUGCCACUGGAGCCGAUCCGGUACGAAGCAGUACGAGUAUAACACCAGACGCGCCGCACAGACUCGCGAGCCCUGCUUGACUUGUGUGUUGUGGGAGGAAUGAUUCAGGUUGUGUUGCGAGGUUCAGCUUAUUGUUUACUGUUUUGACUGUUUAAUAAUUGUGUGAAGGAAUAACUGUUUUUGUUUCGAGUUUCAGUGUCUUGUUUUGAUCUAUCUGAUAUUUUUAUAUGGAGAAUUUUAGUUUGCGUAAGGAAAUCUCACGGAUUCAGUUUAUUGUUUUAAUCUACUCUAAUAAAUGUAAAAAAAGUAAUAAUUGGUUUUCUUGUUACGAGUGUCAGUGCGUUCAAUUGAUUGGUCUAAUAAUCUUCGUAUAAAUGAGUUUUGGUUAAGAAAUUCAAUACAUUUUUAUUUAUGUACUGUCUAAUAACUGUAAAGGAGAUGAAUUUUAUUAGUAUUACGAGUCUUAAUACAUUGUCUUGGUCAAGUGUCUAAUAACUAAAAACGAUAAUUCGGUAUUUGUUACGAGGUAUAGUGCCAAUACAUUCUUUUUGUGUACUGUCAAAUAAAUGUGCAGGAAAAUGCUUUUCUUUGUAUUACGAGAUUCAAUACAUUGUCUCGAUAUUUGUGAAAAGAAUAGUGCAGUUUGUGUUACGAGGUAUAUUGUUUCUAACCGACUGUUCAGGUAUACUUUCAAGAAAACUGUAGGCCAUGUGUGUGUGCAUGCGUGUGUGCGGGAGGUGAGGGGAUAUGGGAGCAGCAAGAGUGUGCAUGUGUGCGUAUGUUGGUGAGUGGGUGAAGGUAUGGGGAGGAGACCGAAUCAGCAUCACGGGUGGGUUGUUGCGGUGCUCAGAUUCCACACACGUAAACAGAACCAUGCAGGGGACAUAGAGGAGAGUCGUUUGGGUUUUGCAGAGAUACAAGUAGUAUUUUCCUGCAAGCCUUCAGAUUGGAUGGCCGCCCCUGAAAUUUACCUGUCUUGGCACGGAGGGCGACUGGAAAUUGCAAGGCCUAAUGAGCUUUGUGUGUGUGUGUGUGUGUGUGUGUGUGUGUGUGUGUGUGUGUGUGUGUGUGUGUGUGUGUGUGUGUGUCCUUA